CCACGUAAGCAACAGUGCCACGUCAACAGUGGCACAGUGCCACGUCAGCACUGCCCCGCCACCAUGACGGGCUCAGUUCUGGGCAUGCCAGGCCAACUGUCAAAUGAGUCCAUUGCCGAGUACCGACAGCGUUUCGAAACUCAGCUCGCACUAAUCGCGGUUGAGGAACAGCGCCAGCUGGCAGCCGAGGCUGUCCGCCUACAGGCUGAAGCGGCGGCAACAACUGAGAAGCAGCGGCUUCAGGCCGAAGCAGACGCAGAUACCCAGGCACGCCGAAAGGAAGCCCAGGAUCUGCUACAGCGGCAUGAAGCCACUAGCAUCGGAAAGCUCAAGUUUUGGCACUUUGAACCAUCCGAGGAGCACGACGACGCGACACCGGAAGAGCAGCACAAGGAAUUCAUGGCCAAACUCGUGACCAGGUUGAUUUACACUUGUAACCACCUACAGUCCGAGCUGGCGAACCUCCUGCGGGCCGUACGGAGCCACAAGGCUCAGCGCGAGGAUGUAGCACGGGCACGCGAUUCCCGUGUACAGGACUUGGAGCAAACUGCACCAAGACCGGAGGCUGGCGAGUUCAGCAGUGCACCCUCUGCCCGCCAACUGGAGGAACGAGUUGAUCACGUAGUCGCAAUGCUCGGCGACAUCAGUACCUUCGCUGCACCAGCCACCAUCAGCAAUCAGCUGGACACCUUGAAGACCGAAGUUCAGCAACUGCAUCAGCUGCCUAACAAGGAUAGCAACGCCGUGCAGCACUACAAGAUGCCGACAUUCCAAAUCGAGAAGUUCGACGAUUAUGCGCAUCAAGACCCGGUCCUCUGGUGGGAGGGCUUUACAACGCAACUUCGGAUUUUGUUCGUCGCCAAGCACGCGUACAUCGGCGCCCUGUUCCUCAACUCAAAGGGCGGAUGCCAGAUCUGGUUGAGCCACCUGGCAACCGUGCACGGCGUCGACGUCGCAGAUUUGAAAGACAAGAUCUCUUGGGAAGAGUUAACACGACUAUGGAAGAAGCGGUUCAUCGUGGACGACGCCCCGGCGCUCGGCAUCAACCGCCUCUUCAGCAUGACGCAAGGCAACACAUCGACACGUGACUGGCUCACGGAAUGGCAGAAGAUCGUGGCAACGCCCGAUCUUGACUUGCCAUUUUCGCAUCUGCGCCGCGAGUUCUACAACCGGUCAUGUGCCGCCUUGAGCCUUGCACUUGGUGAUCGCAAGCAAUACGCGACCUUCACCGAAAUCAUCGACAAGGCAAGGGAGAUCAUCAAGACAAAUAGGGCAGCUGCGCAUGAGAAAUCAGCAUGGCAGCCAACCUAUGUGGAGAAGGUGAAAACUGGUCCGCGGUCGCAGCAUGUCGCUGCAGUCCAAUCGGACAACAUUGUGGAAGACCCGGCAGCCACCCAAGCGUCACGUGAGGGAGAUCAGGUGGCUGUUGUCCAGCCGCGAAGCAACAAUAAGUCCCGAGGAAACGGGAAGGCGAAAACCGCAUCGCCGGCCGAAAACGGACAGCCAGCACCAUGGGUCAAGUUUCACUUGACCGAGGCGGAAUACAAGUGGCGCGGCCGCCACGGCUGCUGCUAUUGGUGCAACGACACCAAGCACAAGACCUCCCAAUGCCCUGAUCAAGGCAAGGAGGAUGUUCGGCCUCUACCAACUCUAUUGAUGGACGCCGGAGUAGAGGUUGUCGACCUUCACGCCUACAUUGCAAAGAUCGACCGCGAGUUCAAGACACAACGGUAUGACGACAUCGAUGCACCAUUGUUAUAUGUACGCAUUCAGAUCGGAGAGGCGACCUGCAGCGCUUUGAUCGAUUGCGGAGCAUCUCGCAACUACAUGAGCCAGGACUUUAUGGAUCACCCGGUGAACUUCUACCGCCGCACCGUUCACGUUCGUGAUCGGAACGGAGUACUAGUCCCAUGCACGGUAGCUCCUCCUCGCCCUUCGAUCAGCUGCCACGUGGUGUCCGCCGCAAGCAUGCGAGCUUCCAUCAUCAGAGACAACAUCGAGGAGAUGGGGGUGUGUUUUCUCCAUGCCCUCCCGCCCCAUGACGCUUCAUCGACGGACUCAUCUUCGGACCCACGUAUCACCGAGCUUCUCGACGCCUACGGCGACGUGUUCGAAGGCCCGCACGGAGUAGUACCGGAUCGGCCCAUCCGCCACGAGAUCAUCCUCGAGGACGGGGCCGUACCUCCACGCGGUUGCAUCUACCGAAUGAGCGAGGAAGAGUUAAGUGUGCUACGGGCACAACUCGACGACCUUCUGGAGAAAGGCUGGAUUCGGCCUAGCUCAUCGCCAUACGGUGCUCCCGUUCUCUUCGUCCGGAAAAAGAACAAGGAUUUGCGGUUGUGCAUCGAUUAUCGCAAGCUCAACGCGCAAACGAUCAGAAACGCCGGCCCUCUUCCACGCAUCGACGACCUUCUCGAACGGCUGGGCGGCGCCAAGUUCUUCUCCAAGCUGGACCUCAAGCCGGGAUAUCACCAACUCGAGAUUCGGCAGGAGGACCGCUACAAGACCGCGUUUAAGACGCGAUAUGGGCAUUUCGAAUGGUUGGUUAUGCCAUUUGGCCUUACGAAUGCCCAGGCCACUUUCCAAGCGACUAUGACAACGGAGUUCCGACACAUGCUGGAUCGAUUCGUACUUAUCUACCUCGACGACAUCCUGGUGUACAACCGGAGUUUGGAUGAGCAUGUGGAACACCUGCGCACCGUUUUGGAGCGGCUACGACAAGCCAAGUACAAAGCCAACCACGACAAAUGCGAAUUCGCGCGGCAGGAGCUGGAGUACUUGGGGCAUUAUGUGACGCCGCAAGGCAUCCGUCCGCUUGCGGACAAGAUCGAGGCCCUCCGCGUAUGGCCCGAGCCCACCAACACCACGGACGUUCGUUCAUUCAUGGGGUUGGUGGGCUACUAUCAGCGAUUCAUCACCGGAUACUCGAGGAUUGCCGCACCUAUGACGAGAUUACAAUCGCCAAAUGUGCCAUUCGUAUUCGAUGACGACGCACGCCGGUCAUUCCAAGCACUCAAGACGGCCAUGCUCAUAGCACCCGUCCUUAGCAUCUAUGACCCCACCUUGCCUACGAGAGUGACAACUGACGCUUUCGGCUAUGACAUUGGGGCAGUCUUGGAACAACACGACGGCGACGACUGGCACCCUGCGGAGUAUUUCAGCCACAAAGUGCCUCCCAUCAAUUCGCUUGAUGAUGCAAGGAAGAAGGAGCUGCUGGCGUUCAUGAUGGCUCUCAAGCGAUGGCGACACUUCCUCCUUGGGCGUCGUAGGUUCACGUGGGUCACGGACAACAAUCCAUUGACCUACUACAAGACGCAUGAUACGGAGUUCGACACGAAGAUGAAACCAAGUUCAGCUCGGCAUCCACAGACGGACGGGCAAACGGAGCGGGCACAUCAAACCGCUCAAAUGAUGCUUCGUACACUCAUCCGCUCGGACCAGAAAGAUUGGGUUGACCGCCUCCCCGACAUCGAGUUCGCCUACAACACUUCGGUGCACCCGACGAUCGGCGUGAAUCCAUUCGAGUUGCACCACGGUGGAUGGAAAGGCCGUAUCUUCGCCGACCUUCUCCUCCCACGACCAGCCGACAUCGACGCCGCUUGCUCUCCUGCUUCCGUCCGAAAGUACAGGGAAUUGCUGGCUCAAGCCCGCGCGAAUAUGCAAAAGGCUCAAGUCCGCAUGCAGCAGCAAGCCAACAGGCGUCGCGUGCCAUGUCCCAUCCGCGCCGGUGAUCUGGUUUGGGUCUCCACGGAAGAAUUUGCACUGGAAUAGGAUGUUUCACGCAAACUGCUUCCCAAGUGGUUUGGACCAUGGCCCGUAACAUCAGCCGC
Messenger RNA from Chara braunii, 3830 nucleotides. The record is from the annotation of a GenBank genome assembly. Lineage: Eukaryota; Viridiplantae; Streptophyta; Charophyceae; Charales; Characeae.